CUCCAGAGCGCAGCACCGACUUCCGCCCGGGUCGGCCGCGUGUGCCGGUGCUUCCGGCCGGCCGCGGGUCCCCGCCGAGGCCAUGGGGAAAGUGCGGGGGCUGCGGGCCCGGGUUCACCAGGCUGCCGUGAGGCCCGCGGGGGAGGCCGCGGUUGGCCCCGCGCCCCCGGCCCGAGAGGCCGCCCCUCCGCAGGCCUCGGCCGCUGGAGUUGGGGGAAAGGAGUGGGCUUUCGUGAACACUGACGUCUUUGCCAGGACCAAGAUCGACCCCAGUGCCUUGGUGCAGAAGCUGGACCUGGACACAAGGAGUGUUACUUCCGUCCGGAGAGGCACGGAGGCGAAGGCUGUCCUGCCCAAGAAGGAGAAACUGAAGCUGAGACGGGAGCGGUGGCUGCAGAAAAUCGAGGCCCUAAAGCUGGCGGAGCAGGAGCGCAGGGCGCAGCAGCGGCGGAAGGCCACGGUGGUGGUGGGGGACCUGCAGCCCCUGAGGGACGCCCUCCCCGAGCUGCUGGAGUUGGAGGCUGGUGGCCGGCGGCAGCGCACCAGAGGGGCAGGCAGCAGGCCCCGACCAGCUGAGCUGAGCCGGAUGAGCGCCGCGCAGAGGCUCCAGCUCCUCGAGGAAGAAAGGACCCGGUUUCAGGAGCUGCUGGCCAGUCCGGCCUAUAGAGCCAGCCCCCUGCUGGCCAUCGGGCAACAGCUGGCCCAGCAGAUGCAGCUGGACAGUGGCGCCCAGCUCUGACUCUGCCCAGGGGACCUGCCUUGAGCUCCAAGGAUGCACACAAGGUGCCCAGAGAGGGCUGACUGCUCGCCAUCGUCGCUCUGAGCGUGGUGCACAGCUGCCCCCGGCCCCGGCUCUUUUUCAGUUGUUAGGAGAUGGGUGGGGGCAGAGCCCCAUGAGGAUGAAUAAAUGCUGUAUGAACUCA
Molecule: messenger RNA, 923 nt
Organism: Equus quagga
Lineage: Eukaryota; Metazoa; Chordata; Mammalia; Perissodactyla; Equidae
Gene: SLX9
Product: SLX9 ribosome biogenesis factor
Exons: 6
Coding region: 83-739 (218 amino acids)
Biological process (GO): maturation of SSU-rRNA from tricistronic rRNA transcript (SSU-rRNA, 5.8S rRNA, LSU-rRNA)
Cellular component (GO): 90S preribosome; nucleolus; preribosome, small subunit precursor
Source: RefSeq, a predicted model, not a curated record